This is a messenger RNA of Ostertagia ostertagi, 417 nucleotides long. The record is from the annotation of a GenBank genome assembly. Lineage: Eukaryota; Metazoa; Nematoda; Chromadorea; Rhabditida; Trichostrongylidae.
GUGAUUAAAUCUGUAUACGAGACGAUCUCCAUAUUUCAAGCAUUGGAUGGUACAAAUGAUAUCGUUGUAACAAAUGCCGACCCACGUCGAUGGGACCAUUCGGCAAAAUGGGACAUACGAUCGUUAGGACUUUUUCCUGAUGAAACGAAAGCGACUCCUCUACAAUUAAACACGACACUGAAGAUUAUGCAAGGUUUAGCGCAGGCUUCCAUUUCGCGAGAUGCUGUGAAUUGGAUGGUGAACACCAUUGACCUCACAAAUUUAAUGGAUCAGUUCAAUAAUGAUAGGUACGCAAUCGACGAACUUCUUCUGGCUUCACUGAAAGCAACUUUCGAGCUCGGAAUGCCAGGUAGAUUUGCGACAUCGUGUUUGAAGGCAAACCGACGGCGCAGAAAUACACCAUAUUUUACGAGGUGA